AUGAAUUCCAGUCAAAGGAUAGUGUUCUUCAUCGAGUGGGAUGCGACUUUCGUUGAAUUUAUCAGGGGCAUCUCUUUGUCGCCAACACUAAGAGGCAAUAUUGUUGUGCAUAUAUUUUACCGCCACGAUAUCCCAGCGAAGGUACUGCCAAGAUAUAAGCCGUGGUUAUUCAAGCAUCCCGCCUCAUCAGAAAACAUCGGUGCUGCCUGGAGAUUACUAGAAGCGUAUGUGACGAGGUAUAAAUUUGACGCUGAUUAUUCCCUGACAGCCGAUCUGGAUAAAAAGAGGCCAAAAACAAGCGAAAGUUUUUACAGUCGAUUAGGGUCUACAAAAUCUACAUCGGAGAGGAGUCGAAGUGGAAUAAGUACAGUUCCCUCUCGCUCUUUUUUAUACUUCGUAAUGUCAAAAUCAUCGGAAAACUGCAAGCAGCUAUCGGAUGCAAUUUUUAAAAAGUUUCGUGUGCAGCUCGAAAUUGUGGAUUUUCAAGUUGCACCGACUUUGCUUGAUUUUGUACAAUAUAAAUGUCUACUCUGUCGCAUUAUUUUUGCGGGGAAAAGAGAACUCAUUAGUCAUGAUAAGGAAAUACAUGGAUUGAUUUGCCCAAACGUGGAAUGCAUAUAUCACCACAAAGAAAACUCUUUUCGACAGGAACGAGACUUACAACAGCACAUUAAAAAUCAACUGCGAUGCGCAUUUUGCCCAACCAAAGUGUUUUGUUCUCCGGAGAUGCUGGAAGUUCAUAGGCGAAACUCUCAUAAGAAGUGCGCUUGCCCGUGCGGUCGUUACUAUGGUGAACGGCUGACGUACUUAGAUCACUUUUUCGCCUCCUAUCCAACACCAACCGCUUUAUCUGCAAGU
This is a messenger RNA of Porites evermanni, 858 nucleotides long. The record is from the annotation of a GenBank genome assembly. NCBI's taxonomy places the organism in Eukaryota, Metazoa, Cnidaria, Anthozoa, Scleractinia, Poritidae.